AUGACGGUCUCACAUACCACAAUUUCCACAACGAGAGAUCGGAAACGUCGAGAACAGAAGCCCCGCGUUCUGUUGUCUUGCACGUCAUGCAGGGAGAAAAAGCUGAGAUGCAGCCGGGAACGCCCCUGCACAAACUGUAGGAAACGGGGCCAGGAUACAGCCUGUCAAUACAUUACCGAGCGUUCGAACCCCUCGACAUCGGGGAAGUCAGAACCUAUCGACGUACGCAAUGACCUGCAAUCUUUGAAGGAAAGGUUGCUCUUCUUAGAAAGGCAAGUCACGCGGGAUUGCAACUCUUCUUCCACGUCUCGGGAUGAUAGGCUUCACGUUGGCGAGAGUCCCAGCAGAAAUUCUAGCGAAAGUGAGGUAGCUUCGACGGGAUCACAAGUUCCCACAGGAGGAAAUUCCUUAAGUGUUUGCUUCCUGGCUGGGAAAAGUGGGACUCGAUUCGUUAAUCCAAGUCACUGGCAGGCAAUUAUGAACGAUGCGAAUCACGAGCUCAAUCGAGAAGAUUGCAGCGAUAAUGAUGGCCAAGACGCUAAUGAGAUCUCUCGGUCGGAAGGCCCAGUCCUGCUACUGGGAAUUUCACGGAUGAUGGACAUGGCAGAGCUUCUAAAUGCACUACCGCCUCGCGAAACCGCAGAUUUGCUCUACCUGAAAUUCUGGGAUAACCCCGCUGGAACACCGGUCGCUUGGAUCGCACUAUUGUAUACAAUCCUCUCUUGUGGGAUAUACAUCCAGCAUACGGCAGAUCCGAAAGUGUCCUCACUAGACUUGCCUGGAGCAUUCUAUGUGUACCGUAAUAAUGUUGAAGCAUCCAUCUUAUACCUCGGUAUCGAGUACCUCCAAAGCAACGACCACAAAACAGGACUCCCAAUGUUACUCAGCGUUGUGUCGCGACUAGCAAUCAUGAUGGGAUAUCAUCGGGAUCCUCAGCUCUACCAUCUCCAAAUAUCGAGUUUUGAAGCAGAAAUGCGGCGCAGAGCAUGGCUUCUACUGAUCACAAUCGACUCCGUACUUGCGUGGCAUACAGGUCUACCCAGGGUUGUAAGUCAUAGUCUAGGCGAUGUAAGGCCGCCCAGAAACCUUCUGGAUAGCGAUUUUGGUCCAGAAACUACUGUCCUUCCUCCUUCGCGCCCCGCAGAUGAGGUCGCCAGCAACAUUGUAUACAUGUCGGCAAUGGAGCGGAUGCUGUCUGUUGCCAACGAAGUCGGCGAUAUGGCUUCACACCCUUCCCUACUCCCUGACAGAACUCUUGAAUUAAACAUGAAACUGGAAAAUACCAAGAGACGCUUGCCUAGUAUACUUCAGUUGCAGUCCCCAGAAAUAUGGGCAUCGGAUGAUGAGACUGUGAUCAAACAGUACUCUCUGGAAAUAACGUAUCAGCGCGCGCGAUGCAUCUUACAUCGUCAUUACUUGACGGCCCUAUAUCCAGAUCCGCAUAAGGGACUAAGAUCCGUGUGCGUGGAUGCAGCCCAGCAGGUGCUAACUCUCUAUUCGGAACUAUUCCAAGUUCUGGCUAGAACACAUAAUCAGAAGCUAGCGUGGUUUGGGGCAUCUCGCUCAAUUUCUGAUUGCUUGACAGCUGCCAUGGUAAUAUCUUUGGAAGUGAUAACACAAUCAAAAAAUGGCAGAACGGUGGGAAUUACGCCCCAGGGUGAUCUCAUUGAGCUAUUGAAAGCCUCCCAAAUAUCCUGGAGAAGCUCACCAAGGCCAUCGUCGGAGACCCUCAAAGCUGCACGUAUAAUUGGUACAAUGCUAGAUCUAUUGGGAUAUGGCGGGGCGGGUCCCUUGCUUGCCUCAUAUGGGGCUCAAGAAGGGCAGCAGAAUCAUAGAGAAAGCACAGAGACGUUCUUACGAUCCCCAAGUAUGAUGCAUGACAUACUGACGGGGGAUUCUGCGUUGGAAAUUUUUGACUGGGUAAGGUGUACUGCUCCAUCGCACUUAUUACGCUGA
This is a messenger RNA of Aspergillus vadensis CBS 113365, 1956 nucleotides long. RefSeq lists its product as uncharacterized. Gene Ontology annotation, molecular function: DNA-binding transcription factor activity, RNA polymerase II-specific; DNA binding; zinc ion binding. The transcript has 5 exons. NCBI's taxonomy places the organism in Eukaryota, Fungi, Ascomycota, Eurotiomycetes, Eurotiales, Aspergillaceae. The record is from RefSeq and is a predicted model, not a curated record. Gene Ontology annotation, biological process: DNA-templated transcription; regulation of DNA-templated transcription. The coding region runs from base 1 to 1956 and encodes 651 amino acids. Gene Ontology annotation, cellular component: nucleus.